This is a messenger RNA of Phodopus roborovskii (desert hamster), 3783 nucleotides long. It is a transcript of the gene Mynn, whose product is annotated as myoneurin. The record is from RefSeq and is a predicted model, not a curated record. Gene Ontology annotation, cellular component: nucleus. NCBI's taxonomy places the organism in Eukaryota, Metazoa, Chordata, Mammalia, Rodentia, Cricetidae. Gene Ontology annotation, biological process: regulation of transcription by RNA polymerase II. Bases 165 to 1994 code for a protein of 609 amino acids. The transcript is spliced from 8 exons. Gene Ontology annotation, molecular function: RNA polymerase II cis-regulatory region sequence-specific DNA binding; protein binding; DNA-binding transcription factor activity, RNA polymerase II-specific.
GUGUCCACCCUGGACCACACAACCGGACGUGACGAUACAGCGGAGGAGGAAGGGAGAGGCGGAGCAUCAAGGUGACGUCCUUCCAAGAUGGCGGAGAGAGAGUGAAGAAACUGUUUCCCUUGGGCGGCUACCGAUCAAGGGUAAAGUUCCAUUCUGUUACCAAAAUGCAGUAUUCACACCACUGUGAGCACCUUCUAGAGAGACUGAACAAACAACGGGAAGCAGGUUUUCUUUGUGACUGUACCAUAGUGAUCGGAGAAUUCCAGUUUAAGGCGCACAGAAAUGUGCUUGCCUCCUUUAGCGAGUAUUUUGGUGCGAUCUACAGAAGCACUUCCGAGAACAAUGUUUUCCUUGACCAGAGUCAGGUGAAGGCUGACGGAUUUCAGAAACUGUUGGAGUUUAUAUAUACAGGAACUUUAAAUCUCGACAGUUGGAAUGUUAAAGAAAUUCAUCAGGCUGCUGACUAUCUCAAAGUAGAAGAGGUAGUGACUAAAUGUAAAAUAAAGAUGGAAGAUUUUGCUUUUAUUGCUAGUCCCUCUUCUACAGAAAUAUCUAGUAUUACUGGAAACAUCGAAUUGAAUCAACAGACCUGUCUUCUUACUCUGCGAGACUAUAACAAUCGGGAGAAGUCAGAAGUGUCCACAGACUUAGGUCAGGCAAAUCCUAAACAACGGGCAUUGGCGAAGAAAUCGUCUCAAAGUAAAAAGAAGAAAAAGGCUUUCAGUUCCCAGAAACCAGGGCAGAAUAAAUCGGUGCAGUACCCCAGUGACGUUUUAGAGAGUGCGUCUGUUGAACUAUUUCUAGAAGCAAAUAAGUUGUCCUCACCUGUAGUUGAACAAGUCAUCCAAGGAAAUGAUACUUCAGAGCUUGAGUUGACCUCAGUUGUGGAAAAUACUUUUCCAGCACAAGAUAUUGUGCAAACUGUUACAGUGAAACGGAAACGUGGAAAGUCACAGUCACACUGUGCCCUGAAAGAACACUCCAUGUCUAACAUAGCCAGUGUAAAGAGUCCCUUUGAACUGGAGGCCACUGGAGAAGAGCUGGAUCCGAGGUAUUCGAAGGCCAAGCCAAUGUGUAACACAUGCGGAAAGGUAUUUUCAGAAGCCAGCAGCUUGAGAAGGCACAUGAGAAUACAUAAAGGAGUCAAGCCCUAUGUCUGCCACCUGUGUGGAAAGGCUUUUACCCAGUGUAACCAGCUGAAAACACACGUAAGAACCCAUACAGGGGAAAGGCCAUACAAAUGUGAACUGUGUGAUAAAGGAUUUGCUCAGAAAUGCCAGCUGGUCUUCCACAGUCGCAUGCAUCAUGGUGAGGAAAAACCCUAUAAAUGUGAUGUGUGCAAUUUACAGUUUGCAACUUCUAGCAAUCUCAAGAUUCAUGCCAGGAAGCACAGUGGAGAGAAGCCAUAUGUUUGUGAUAGAUGUGGGCAGAGAUUUGCCCAGGCCAGCACACUGACCUAUCAUGUCCGUAGGCAUACUGGAGAAAAGCCGUAUGUGUGUGACACCUGUGGAAAGGCCUUUGCUGUCUCUAGUUCUCUUAUCACUCAUUCUCGGAAACAUACAGGUGAAAAACCAUACAUAUGUGGUAUUUGUGGGAAAAGUUUUAUUUCCUCAGGAGAACUCAACAAACACUUUCGAUCCCAUACAGGAGAACGACCAUUUAUCUGUGAAUUGUGUGGAAAUUCUUAUACAGACAUUAAAAAUUUGAAGAAGCAUAAAACAAAGGUCCAUUCUGGUACAGAUAAAACUGCAGACUGCAGCGUAGAUGACCAUGCUUUAAAUGAACAAGAUCCCACACAAAGAAGUCCUUUGUCAGAAACUCUAGAUGUGAAGCCUUCUGACAUGACGCUCCCCUUAGCGCUUCCACUUGGAACUGAAGAGCACAUGCUCCUGCCUGUCACGGAGACUCAGUCUCCCGCCUCAGACACACUGUUGCGGUCAGCUGUGAAUGGAUAUUCAGAGCCACAGUUGAUAUUUUUACAACAGUUAUAUUGACUUUGAGGACAUGGAGUUGCUAAGACAUCCCUGGUAGUAAACAUAAACAUCUCUGGUAAGGUGCAUUUUCAUAUUAAUCCCCAUUCAUUUGGGCUGUGUGACCGUUAUCUUUCAUUCAUGGAAGUAAAAGCACCUAACCCCGCUUCCUUCCAUCAGUGCUCGCUUUGGCUUUUGACUUUCAUUGUAAACAGCCUUUCAAGGAGUGACUCCCCCACUAUGGCAGCACUGUUUUGGGAGGGUAAGUUUGAGACACUGUUAAAGCUGCCUUAAUUCCAUUUUUAUUCUGAUUUUAGAAUUCUUUGUUCCCAAGGUAAACCCUGACCUGUGGAUUUUUUUUUUUUUUUUUCUCUCCUAACUACAAAUUCUACAGUAAUAUAACUUCCAAGUGUUUCUGUUUGUAAACCCUGUGGAGCAGUAUGUAAACGGUUGGGGGGGUUAAAUUUCAUAUUUAUUCCUAUGAAAAUUUAGCUACUAAGGAUGAAUUGUGCUAUUUAUUAAUAUAUUCCUUUAGAAAUAACUUUUCUAAUGAAGCCAAAAGAAGUAUUUCUCUUAAAACUCAGAAAAAUGUAUGUAAAUUUUUGUUCAUUUAGAAUGAACUCAGUUUCUGGAGAAAACCAAUAGUCAAACUAAUUUUUGUUUUGAGUUGAGACUAUAUUUUUUUAAAUAGAUAUUUGGUGUUUUUAAGUGGUCAAAAGACAGUUUUGAAAUUUGAUUCAUUUUAUAUUUUAUUAGAUUUGUAGAUUAUUGGAAGUGAAUAUAUAACAAGUUUGAAAAUUUUUGAUAACCCUAUCUUUUAUCGGUUAUGCACUUUUUGAAAUAAAUGUUCUAAAAAGAAUUUUCUAGAUAUAAAAUACAUCCUAGAAAUCACUUGGCUUCUGAAUUUGAUAUAUUACAUAGAAAAAUCAAGAAACUUGAGUAGCUUGCUUAAAGCAUCACACACACACACACACAUAAAUAGAAUUACUAUUUGAACUUUAAUUGUAACCUACACUUUUUGAUUAUCAGUUUAUUUACCAUUUUCUAUUUGAGUUUUCUAUACAUAUGGGUUUUUAAGUUUUAUAAAUUAAACUACAACUUUUGUUAGCUUUAUAGUGGAUCUUUCCAUUCCAGGUGGACAUAGAGAAUUCAGGGUCACCCCAUCCUAAAUGCUUGCUGCCACUUUUUCCCAUCUCAUUAUUCCCAAAUAAUUAAUUUGUUUCACUGCCUCACUUUCACAUUUUAAAUUAUCAGUUCCCAUAGUACUGAUAAACGUCAUGGUGACUAUUUCUCAUUUCUGCCAUGAUUAGUUAUGCUUAUUUGUUUUCAUAGUUUAAACGACACUGAAAGAAAUUCAGUGUGUUUACUGAUACUGAAUUCUUUAUAGCCAUAAUUCCUUAUUUGGGUCCAGGUCUCAGAAAUGAGAAAACAUAAUAAGAACACUCAAUUAUUACAGACUGGAGUAACUAACACCAUUUCUUAGAGCACAUAGCAUUUUCACAAUAAAUUACCACCAAUCAAACUGACUUAACUGGAGAGAUUAUGAAAUACCACCUUUGUAUAAUAAAUUUAUUAUUUAGCUAAGAAUGUUGUGUAUGUUAUAAGAACAUACUGAGUUUGAAUAAAAUUUGUAAGGCUAUAAAAUGUUCAGCUAAUCUAUUCUGGUUUAAGAUCAAUAAAAAUUUACUGAAAUGUAACAAAACAAAGGAAAAGUAAGAGUCAACCCUUUUUAACAAGUUUGCCAAAGUGAAGAGAUUAUGUUUAGUUCACAUCUUCAUUAAUCCAAGCAUCUAAUUGUAGUUGGCUUCUUUUG